GUGGUGGGGUUCAUGGCUCUCUGGGCGCUCAGGACCUGUGGUCUGCGUCAAAUUUGGGGAAUCUUGUGUGGGGUUUGGACCCAGUUAGGGUUGGGGAAAGCGGCUGGAGACAGAAGUGAAGGCGUCAGGAUGCCAGGAUGGGCUUGGGGACAGGGAUGGAGAAAUAGCUUGGAUUGGGGUAGUAUAUGGAGAUGGACAUGGGUCGAGGAAUGUGGCUGGCAUCAGCGAUGAGGACCCCGGGACCCUAAGUGGCGACCAUGGGCAGACUGGGCUACUGGACCUUGCUGGUACUGCCGGCCCUUCUGGUCUGGUGCGGUCCGGCGCAGGACGCGGCGGCGGAGAAGGGUCCCCCAGCGCUGAACAUUGCGGUGCUGCUGGGUCACAGCCACGACGUGACGGAGCGCGAACUUCGAAAUCUGUGGGGCCCGGAGCAGGCAACAGGCUUGCCCCUGGACGUGAACGUGGUGGCGUUACUGAUGAACCGUACUGACCCUAAGAGCCUCAUCACGCAUGUGUGCGACCUCAUGUCCGGGGCUCGCAUCCAUGGCCUCGUGUUUGGAGACGACACCGACCAGGAGGCUGUGGCUCAGAUGCUGGAUUUUAUCUCCUCGCAGACUUUCAUCCCCAUCUUGGGCAUUCACGGGGGUGCAUCUAUGAUCAUGGCUGACAAGGAUCCGACAUCCACGUUCUUCCAGUUUGGAGCAUCUAUCCAGCAGCAAGCCACAGUUAUGCUGAAGAUCAUGCAGGAUUAUGACUGGCAUGUCUUCUCCCUGGUGACCACCAUCUUUCCUGGCUAUAGAGACUUCAUCAGCUUCAUCAAGACAACAGUGGACAACAGCUUUGUGGGCUGGGAUAUGCAGAAUGUGAUCACACUGGACACGUCCUUUGAGGAUGCCAAGACACAGGUCCAGCUGAAGAAGAUCCAUUCUUCUGUCAUCUUACUCUAUUGUUCCAAAGAUGAAGCUGUCCUCAUCCUGAGUGAGGCUCGCUCCCUUGGCCUCACCGGGUAUGAUUUCUUCUGGAUUGUCCCCAGUUUGGUCUCUGGGAACACAGAGCUCAUCCCCAAAGAGUUCCCAUCAGGACUUAUUUCAGUCUCCUAUGAUGACUGGGACUAUAGCCUGGAGGCAAGAGUGAGAGAUGGUCUUGGAAUCCUAACCACUGCCGCAUCUUCCAUGUUAGAGAAAUUCUCCUACAUUCCUGAGGCCAAGGCCAGCUGCUAUGGGCAGGUCGAGAAGCCAGAAUCCCCCCUUCACACUCUGCACCAAUUUAUGGUUAACGUGACGUGGGAUGGCAAAGACUUGUCCUUCACUGAGGAAGGCUAUCAGGUGCACCCCAGGCUUGUGGUGAUUGUGCUGAACAAGGACCGAGAGUGGGAAAAGGUGGGCAAGUGGGAGAAUCAGACCCUCAGCCUGAGGCAUGCUGUGUGGCCAAGGUACAAGUCCUUUUCUGACUGUGAGCCAGACGACAACCACCUGAGCAUUGUCACCCUGGAGGAAGCUCCCUUCGUCAUCGUCGAAGACAUAGACCCACUGACUGAGACCUGUGUAAGGAACACGGUGCCCUGUCGGAAGUUUGUCAAGAUCAACAACUCAACCAAUGAAGGGAUGAAUGUGAAGAAGUGCUGCAAGGGAUUCUGCAUUGACAUCCUGAAGAAGCUGUCCAGGACUGUGAAGUUCACCUAUGACCUCUACCUGGUGACCAAUGGGAAGCAUGGAAAAAAGGUUAACAAUGUGUGGAAUGGAAUGAUAGGUGAAGUGGUGUAUCAACGAGCAGUCAUGGCUGUGGGCUCACUCACCAUCAAUGAGGAGCGUUCUGAAGUGGUGGACUUCUCAGUGCCCUUUGUGGAGACAGGAAUCAGUGUUAUGGUCUCCAGGAGCAAUGGCACUGUCUCCCCUUCUGCUUUCCUUGAACCCUUCAGCGCCUCUGUCUGGGUGAUGAUGUUUGUGAUGCUGCUCAUUGUCUCUGCCAUUGCCGUCUUUGUUUUUGAAUACUUCAGUCCUGUUGGAUACAACAGAAACUUAGCCAAAGGGAAAGCUCCCCAUGGGCCUUCUUUUACCAUUGGAAAAGCUAUAUGGCUCCUCUGGGGCCUGGUCUUCAACAAUUCUGUGCCUGUUCAGAAUCCUAAAGGCACAACCAGCAAGAUCAUGGUGUCGGUGUGGGCCUUCUUUGCUGUCAUCUUUCUGGCCAGUUACACAGCUAACCUGGCUGCCUUCAUGAUCCAGGAGGAGUUUGUGGACCAAGUGACAGGCCUCAGUGACAAGAAGUUUCAGAGACCGCAUGACUAUUCCCCUCCUUUCCGAUUUGGGACAGUACCCAAUGGAAGUACAGAGAGGAAUAUUCGGAACAACUACCCCUAUAUGCACCAGUACAUGACCAAAUUCAACCAGAGGGGAGUUGAGGACGCCUUGGUCAGCCUGAAGACGGGGAAGUUGGACGCUUUCAUCUAUGAUGCAGCCGUCUUGAAUUACAAGGCUGGGAGGGAUGAAGGCUGCAAACUGGUGACCAUCGGGAGUGGGUACAUCUUUGCCACCACUGGCUACGGAAUCGCCCUCCAAAAGGGCUCACCCUGGAAGAGGCAGAUUGACCUGGCUCUACUCCAGUUUGUUGGUGAUGGUGAGAUGGAGGAGCUGGAGACACUGUGGCUGACAGGCAUCUGUCACAAUGAGAAGAACGAGGUGAUGAGCAGCCAGCUGGACAUCGAUAACAUGGCGGGCGUGUUCUACAUGCUGGCUGCCGCCAUGGCCCUCAGCCUGAUCACCUUCAUCUGGGAGCACCUCUUCUACUGGAAGCUGCGCUUCUGCUUCACUGGGGUGUGCUCUGACCGGCCUGGGCUGCUCUUCUCCAUCAGCAGGGGUAUCUACAGUUGCAUCCAUGGUGUGCACAUUGAAGAAAAGAAGAAGUCUCCAGACUUCAACCUGACAGGGUCACAGAGCAACAUGCUAAAGCUUCUUCGGUCAGCCAAAAACAUCUCCAACAUGUCCAAUGUGAACUCAUCAAGAAUGGACUCGCCCAAAAGAACUACUGACUUCAUUCAAAGAGGGUCACUUAUCGUGGACAUGGUUUCAGACAAGGGGAAUUUGAUAUACUCAGACAAUAGGUCCUUUCAAGGGAAGGACAGCAUAUUUGGGGACAAUAUGAAUGAACUCCAAACAUUUGUGGCCAACAGGCACAAGGAUAACCUCAGUAACUAUGUGUUUCAAGGACAGCACCCUCUCACUCUCAAUGAGUCCAACCCUAACACAGUGGAGGUGGCUGUCAGUACUGAAUCCAAAGGGAACUCCCGACCCCGGCAACUUUGGAAGAAAUCCAUGGAGUCUUUACGCCAGGAUUCUCUAAACCAGAACCCAGUCUCCCAGAGGGAUGAGAAGACUGCAGAGAAUAGGACUCACUCCCUAAAGAGUCCUAGGUACCUUCCAGAAGAGGUAGCCCACUCUGACAUUUCAGAAACCUCAAGCCGGGCCACAUGCCACAGGGAGCCAGAUAAUAAUAAGAACCACAAGACCAAGGAUAACUUCAAAAGGUCAAUGGCCUCUAAAUACCCCAAGGACUGUAGUGAGGUUGAACGUACCUACCUGAAAACCAAAGCGAGUUCUCCCAGGGAUAAGAUCUACACCAUUGAUGGUGAGAAGGAGCCCAGCUUCCACUUAGAGCCUCCACAGUUCACUGAGAACAUAGCCCUCCCUGAGAACGUGGGCUUCACAGAUACUUACCAAGACCACAGUGAGAACUUCCGAAAGGGGGAAUCCACUCUGCCCAUGAACAGGAACCCACUACACAAUGAAGACGGGCUUCCCAACAAUGACCAGUAUAAACUCUAUGCCAAGCACUUUACCUUGAAAGACAAGGGUUCCCCGCACAGUGAGGGCAGUGAUCGAUACAGGCAGAACUCCACACAUUGCAGAAGCUGCCUUUCAAACCUGCCCACCUACUCAGGCCACUUUACCAUGAGGUCUCCUUUCAAGUGUGAUGCCUGUCUGAGGAUGGGGAACCUCUAUGACAUUGAUGAAGACCAGAUGCUUCAGGAGACGGGUAACCCGGCGACACGGGACGAGGCCUACCAGCAGGACUGGUCACAGAACAAUGCCCUCCAGUUCCAGAAGAACAAGCUAAGGAUUAACCGACAGCACUCCUAUGAUAACAUUCUCGACAAACCCAGGGAAAUAGACCUUAGCAGGCCCUCCCGGAGCAUAAGCCUCAAGGACAGGGAACGGCUGUUGGAGGGCAACUUAUAUGGCAGCCUCUUCAGUGUCCCCUCAAGCAAACUCUUGGGGAACAAAAGCUCCCUUUUCCCCCAAGGUCUGGAGGACAGCAAGAGGAGCAAGUCUCUCUUGCCAGACCACACCUCCGAUAAUCCUUUUCUCCACACGUAUGGGGAUGACCAGCGCUUGGUUAUUGGGAGAUGUCCCUCGGACCCUUACAAACACUCAUUGCCAUCACAGGCAGUAAAUGACAGCUAUCUUCGGUCGUCCUUGAGGUCAACAGCAUCAUACUGCUCCAGGGACAGUCGGGGCCACAGUGAUGUGUACAUUUCAGAGCAUGUUAUGCCUUAUGCUGCAAAUAAGAAUAACAUGUACUCUACUCCCAGGGUUUUAAAUUCCUGCAGCAAUAGACGCGUGUACAAGAAAAUGCCUAGUAUCGAAUCUGAUGUCUAAAAUCUUCCACCAGUGUUUAUCUAUAAAGAAAUAUAUGGAAUGGCCAACAUUCUGGAGGGUAAAUGUUGGAUGUCUGAUAGGACCCUACUAGGAGAAAGAGGAUUUAAGGGAGGUACUUUUUUUUUGUUGGCUCUUUUGCACAUGGCUCCAUGCCAUAAUCUUCCACUCAAGGAAUCUUGUGAGGUAUGUGCUGAGAAUAGCACAUACCAGAUAGGUGAAUCCUUAACCAAAAACAAAUAAAUAAAUAUGGGCAGGUCUCCCAGACAUGGUGACUAGGUAUGGCGGCAAUAAUGGUGCAUCAGAUGGUGACAGUGUUAUUGUGAUUGCCUAUAUUCCAAAUUCCAUGAAGAUCAAUCCACCAUGUAACUUCCCCAUCAGAAAUGCCUCAGUUUCUCUAAUACAGAAUAAGCAAUAUGGUAUGCAUGUAAGUCUGACACAGACAAUAAGACAGUUAAGAAUGCAUCUGCACUGUAGUAAGAUUGACAUGUGCAAGGAUUAAGAAGUUUGGCUUGUAACAGUUCUCAGCUUUCUUGUUAUGCCUUCCAUUACAACCCUGGAUCAGCCCCCCAAAAUUCCAGGAUCCCCCCCCAAAGAAUAGCAAAUCAGUGUGUUUGUGGUACCUAUGCUACUUUCAUUGUAGUCUGCCCCCAAGACACACAUGGAACAAAUAGCCACAGGGACUCUCAGGUGGAGAGCUAUAAGAAUCUCUUUGGAUGUUAAUGUGUGUGUAUCUCUCACCCUCAGCUUCAAUGGUCUUGUUCGGAGCUGCAUAAACACAUUUAUGUCUUCGGUAUCUAAGUGUGGAUCUUCUGUCUGACAUAGUGGCCGUUGUAGUUUAUCUUGAAGACUCUUAUGUACGUAAGUUUGCAUUUUCUCCCUUCUGGUGAUGACUCAGGGUUGUAUAGUAUCUCUUACCCGAUCCCUCCCAGAGUAAUUGUAACUUGUUCUGUCCCCAAACAGCCAUGAUGAUGGUGUCUAAUUGGCUGUGUGUUGUGUUCCUAGAAUUGUUAAUGUAGUGACAUGUGCCAGCAGCCAUGCAUAAUCUGUAAGAAGGUCCAUGCCAUCUAUGUGCCCAAGGCUAGCAUGGUUUUACAUUGAUCUUCCCUAAUGUCAGGAAACUAUUAGACACUUAUUUCUAUAUAAACCUCCUCAAAUCAAAAGCCUACAGACAUUUAAACCACUUGUGCAUCUACCCUGAGCACUCUCCCAACUGUGGAUGAAUUCAGUAAGACAAGUGAUUUCUCUCCUCUGAAAUGUGUACCUUCUUAGAGGUACCACUUUUCCAACACCAACAGAAAUAGAUGAGAAGUCUUCAAUGCAUUUGUCAUUCCUGAGCAGCCCUUGUUGUCCUAUUCCUGGCCCACCAAGCCAAUGCAUAUAUGAUAGAACAUAUUCUUAUUAGUUUUAAAAAAUUGAAGACAAUGAAGGGAAUAUUCAUGCAUGGAAAAUUUCUUAGCACAUAAAUUUUUAACCACAUUUUUAAAAACAACCCCAAAGUAGUUAUGAUACUUUAUUAGACAAGGACAUAUCACAAAGCAGAAAAUAAUAUGAAUUAAACAUUUUAUAUGGUUCCUUUUAUCAAUUCGUAUAUUUUCAUUGCAUUAUUGUCUUUGAAAUAGCUGGGCUAGCUGACCAUGGUAUUUUGCAUGAGACUUUAGUAACUUUCGCUCCCAUGAAGGAAUCUAACCAUUUCCUGUUUUUUCUUUUCCUGAAUUUGGGGUCAGGUUGUUGGAGAAAGGGACAGCACUGAAGGUUUGAAUUUCAUCCCGUUUCUUUUCCUCAGGGACAUUCUGUUUUGUAGUUGGGAUUCUCCUGCAGUUGAGCAGAAGGCAGGGAAGUUUCUCUUAGAUCUCUGGGAUGCUUCGGAUGAAGCUAGUAGUAGAAAUGUUCAUUUCACUACAGUAUUGUAUAAUUACAAAAGAGUAAUGCAAGUGCCAGUGAUAGAGUUGCAGAGGGAGAUGGGGAUGGAGCCUCUUUCCUCCUGUCUUUAGAACAUAGAUGGCGCUGAGGCAGUGCUAGAGGUAGAUAAACUUUAAAGCCACAUUUUAUCCCUUGGACCUAGCAUUCUUUUCUUUCCUAAGUCCCAGAGAUGGAGAAAUCUGCACUAGAGAACCUAGAACAGUAUCCUAGAUUUCUGAUCUUAAAUUUAGGCUUUAGUGUCUGUAGUAUCUUUUACCUCCUUCACUUUGUUUCCCCCAUUGCAUUUCCAACCUGUAUUCCUCCUGCUGAGACCACUGUUGUAUCCUCACAGAAGUGAAUUUUAAGUCUCCCUAGAAUACAGAGCAGUGGCUUUCCAUAAAUCCAAAGAGCUUUCUGCUUUCCUGCUUUGCCCUCAAAGCCUAGCGUGCUAUUGAAUGCCCCACAAUCCAAUGAGAGUACAAUUUACACUCCUACCACUUCAUCAAAACCUUUUCUAGAAAAUCCGGAGAUAAUUUCUGCUAUUAACUCCAUACAAAUGAAAUUCAAAUGAGGCUUUUGGAAGAAUCAAUCACAUAAUGAGAAAGAAUGCAUUUGUUUUAACACCAAGAUAUUUACAAAAAUAAAUCAUUGGUAGUUAGGGGCUGUGUGGUAAGCAUUUAUUGUUUUCUCCUCCACUAAAAUUCACUGAUUCUUGCAUAUAAUGAUUUCAAAGAAGAAAAGAGAUGGUCAGUUUACAAAUGAAAGAUAAUCAUGUGGACUUGUUUGAAGGCAAUCCAAGAGAGUGCCAUCCUUUGGGAAAUUAAUACCAGGACUGGCAAAUGUGCAGGAGGAGUUGAUGAGGACUGGGCAGGAAGCCCUGGACUGUGUAUCAGUUAGAGGGUUCCUGUGCUAAACCUAAGUUCCAAGUCUUUAGACUCACAAAUGCUAAGAAGCCAGUGUCUCUAAAGCCAAAGACUCGACCUUUCCCUAGAGUAAGUCAGGGCAGCUGUCCACCGGCUGCAGUCUUCUCAGCAGCUCUGAUUGUUCCUCCCAUUUUGGAAAGGAUCAAACUGGUCCUCCGAUAGAAAUACUUGAACACCAAUAGUCACUCUUCUGUCCUUGCACAUGAACUGAUUUAAAUACCCUGCAUAAAAGAAGUUCCCAAGGUACUCCACCCCGCCCUCCCCAACAUCAGUGCUCUGGGAAAUAGUUCCACCAUCCUUACACCUGUGGAUAUAGCUUAGGCCACUUCUGGUGUCAAUGCUGCAAGAAGGCAAGUUUGCACAGACCUGUCUUCUUGUCAGUAAGACCUGCAUGUGGCUCCAGGGAUGAUAAACUCCCCACUGGUGAUGGCUCUGUCCUCAGCAUUAUUUUAUCAAGCUAAAUAGUAACUAUCUUAUGCCAUGCUCUGGUUUUCACUCCCUGCCUCAAAGGAUACUUGAGAAGACUUUAUAGUUAACGUUUUGGUGGAAGCAUUAAAAUCUAUCCAUUUCAGCAAAAAUUGUCAAAUCAAUUCACACUUAUUUUCUGGGGAGAGAAAAAGAGAAUUACACCGUGUUUACAAAUGAAAUAGUUUCAUUUAAAUGGGACUUUAGCCAAGACAGUUAAUUAGUCAAAAGAUCCAUAGUAGUCACACAGUCUCACGUUGCUUAUUCUGGUUGAUGUGCCUACUGCUGAUGUGUAUUUAAUAUUCUUCAUCCUUCUCAGGAAAUGACAAAUUCCCUGAAUUCUUUGCAAAUAGAAUUGCUAAUGAAAAAGGAAGCUGGUGUUAAUUAAAUGAUGAUUAAAAAUUUAUCUCCCUUAAACCUAAAAAGUGCAGCUUUAAUAAUUGCUUGUCAUAUAAAUAACUUCCUUGCUCUGAAGUCCCUUAUGGUUUAAGACGUAAAUAAAUACUAAUAAUACUAAUGCUAGAACCUGAAAUCUCUUUCAGAGGAGCUGAAUGUACCCAUUAACAUGAUGCACAUUUCUGUACUGUUUCUUUGUGUGGAGCUGUUGUGUGUGAAUACUUAAGCAGAAAAUCGUAAGCUGUUUGAAGCUGGAGCUGUUUGGCACUAACCUCGGCUUUGACUGCACCUUAAGAAAUAUAAUUUAAGGAGGAGGAAGCCAAAUUUAUUAGUCAAUAUUUAAUAGUAAUUCAAGGUCUAAAUAAAGGAGAACUGGGACUGGAAAGAUGGCUCAGUGGUUAAGAACCCUGGCUACUCUUCCAGAGGACCCAGGUUAAAUUCCCAAUAUCCACAUGGCAGCUUACAACUGUCUAUAACCCCAGCUCCAGAGAAUCUGGCACCCUCAUACAGGCAUGCAUGCAGGAAAAAUACCAAUCCAUAUAAAAAUAAAUAAAUCUUUAAAAUAAUGAAAGAAAGAAAGAAAAGAAAAGAAAAAAAAAAGAAAAGAGAAAAGAAAAGGAAAGGAAAGGAAAGAAAAGAGACCAUCCUUUCAAAAGCAUUGUUCAUUUACAUUUGAGCCAAAACUUGGUCAGUCUGUGCACCCUCCCUCUUCUUUUGGUUAAAUAGGAUCAAAAGCACUCAUUGGACAUUUGGGGGUCUCUACUUGAAAAGUUUUUCCAAUGCAUAGUUGCCCUUUUUCAGUCAGCCAUUUUCUUAAGUACUGUGUUCAUCUCUAACUGUCUCUGAUGAGGUCAGCUUGAUUCAGAUCAGAGAUGAUCAAAUGCACUUCUGUGAAUACAGUUGCUCAUGUACACAUGUAUAUAUUAUACAUGCUUGAUUUCUACAAUUCACACUUAAAUGUAUUAUCCAAACAGACCUGUACAUAUUGUAAAGUUUAUGUUAAAACUUAAAUGGUGGUGGUGAUGUGAACACACAGAAAACCCAUUCUGAUUAUUUUGAUAGGAGGGUAUUUGUGUAGAGAAGGCAUUAUAUUUUUUUAAAUAUCAGUUCUAGGGAGGAUGACAGGGCUCAAGGGAAUUUGAGCAUCGAUGCUCUUUGCCCCUCAAAGGACAAAAUUAUGGGGUGAGGAGUGUGCCAUAUAUGCUGCUUACAUUCACUUUUGAAUAUGAUGCUGGUGUGGACUUACGCGUGAUGUUUGUAAACUCAUCAAAAGACAUAGAUUUUAUAUUUACAUUUCUUCUCUCUCUUGGCUUAUUCUGUGCCUAAAAGUGCUAUCAGCAUAGAAGAAGUACAAGGUGCCUGUCCAGAAGGGCCUUAGAUUAAAUGGAUUUUGUGGAAUGACACCAGGAUUUUGGGGGAAAGGGAACAAGUGACACGUGACAAGUGACAGUAAUAUCUCUAAGAUAAGUCAGAAAGCAUUGGAGCUGGGAUGGACUCUGUGUUCUGAUUCCUGGCUUGGUAUCCUUACCAGCUGACAUAUCUGUACGUUUCUUUUAGGAAGAUGCACCCCACGAGUUCCUUGGGAAUAAGAGCCAGAGAAAGUCACAAACCUGACCUGACUUUCUCUGCCUCUUGCUUCUUUUGCAGACCCAAGCAUGACUCUUUAAAUUUGGUUUUCCUUUAGGCUCCUUUGCCAUCCCUCACUCUCUCAGGAUCCUGAAGAAGACAGGAUCUUUCUUCUGGGGCCUAUCCUCUAGAUAAGAUCCACAAAGGAUAUAGUUUAAAGCUUCAAACCAAAGAUGAAGGCUGGCAGCUUUCAUAGUCACCAGUGACCGUGCUCUGCUGUUGAACAAAUCACAACAAUUGGCAGGAACUACUAGACAAGGUGACAGUUUACUCUAAAGUCCAGCUUGGGACUAAGGGGCUGCAAAUGGGCUGAAAGGCAGACUCUCUUCCUGUAGGCAGUCCAUGGUUUAGUAGGUGAAUUCCAAAGUCCAAAAGAUAAGCAAGGACCAGAAACUAGAAACAGAUUAAAUGGUGAAAAUUAGAAACAGAAAAGAAUACUGUUGUAAGAAAAACAAUUAAUUGAUACUGUAAACAAACAUUUUUUAAAAGUCUUUUCCUGAGUUUUAAGGAACUUUGGAGAACACAGCUGGUGUCACUGGAAAUGGCCUUGAUUUAUUUGAACCUUCUGAGAAGAUGAGGGGGGAAACAUAGGAACAGCUAAACAGGGGGAAUAAAAAAACAUCCUUCCAUAUAUUUUUUUGCACAAGUAGUCUUGAGUCUGGCUCCAAACAGUCCUGCAUGGUUUACCAAAUCAUGCCUCAAAUGCUUCAAAAGCAUUGAAAAAUCCUGCAAAGCAUUGGAAAAUAGACCAUGAUGUAAUAAAGAAAAUGGGAAUUGUUUAGAAAGUUUUCCUGGUUGGGCAUUUAUGGCUUGUAAAGGCUUCUAAUAGUUCAGGAUAUGGAUGCAUCAGGGGAGAGAGAAACGAAUGUGCUUUGUAGAGUUCCAAGUGACUACUGUAAUGGGUGAUAAAAGGAAGUGUCAGGUUCCCUAGUGAAAAAAGAGGGCAACGAUGUAUGGAGAGAAGGGAACCCAGGUGUGUGUCUGGAAGGAUGGAGGGCUAGAGAUGGUGUGGAAGGUGCUUUCAUACUGCGUGUACUAGUCUAUGCGGAUGAGAAUGUUAUAGUUUCUGCUUAUCACAAGUAUGCACCACAGGUCAGCAUCUGAAUCUGGAAAUAUACAACUGUGUCUAGACUGAAUAGAGUUUAAUCAGAACUUAAGUAUGAUUGCUCCCACUUUGAAGAGAAGGAAACCGAGGCUAAGACUUUUCUUUGCCUCACCAGCAACAAGGACUAGCUGACUCAUGUCAGACAUGCCUUAGAAAUGUCUGCUCUCUCCCAGGGAGGUCAGAGUAGAAGCAGAAAGAAAUUUGCUAAUUUGAAGUUCCCAGAAUUCUCCCUAAGUGUCCCACACAGGCUGCCUGGUUGGAGUGUACGGGGAACUCCUGUGAAUCUCUUCUCUGUUCACAGUCCCUUCCAAGACUGGAACGCUGUUCUUGCCUCUCCUCCUCCCUGUGCUUGCACUCAGCAUUAACUUUUUUUUAAAAUUUUGCUUUAGAAACUUACCUUCUCUAAUUAGCAUGUGCCUAAUCUCUUUCCCGAUUUCCUUUCUUCUUUAACAGUUGGCAUCAGGGCUGGUACCAUUAACCAUAUGUACAUAGUAUGCUCUCACAGGUGUGUUGACCCAAUCACACAUGUACACGUGCACACACUGCCUCGUGGUCCUCAGUCAAAGCUCUCUUAAACACCAUGACCCCUUUCUGAACAGGAUGCUAUUUGCAGAUGCUCUUAUCGUCUUAUUCAUCUGCAUUAGUUUCUCUUUGCCAGGCAUACGGAAUGAGGUUCAGAGGUAGGGCAGGGAAUGGGGAAGAGUUUUGCUUAAAUGAUUGAGUGCUUUAGUCAGGGUGAUUGAGGGCCAGCUAUUAAAAUGCCGUUGUUGUUGUUUUCUUUCUUCGUCUGUUUCUUUUGUUAAAUUGCCUUAGAGAUGCACUCCUGGUCAUUAGUAUCAGGGUAAUUGUUGACGCACCGACAUUUGUUAACUUUAUCCCAAGGAAGAGUGUUGAAUUGGGAUGCUUCCACAGCACUUUAUAGGAGCUGAGCACGACAUGGUGUCUAACAUGUCAUGCAGGUGAUGCUCCAGGCACGCAAAUGUCACCUGUGAAUCCCCUCCCACCCAUGUUCUAAACCACGUUUCUUUUCUGGCAUUUAUAUUAACCGUGAGGCAGGACACACUCGGCCCAUUUUUAUAGAUGAGAAGAUUGAGCUGAGACCACAGAAAAGUUGUUUGGGGAGGCUCUGGAGCUACAUUUUCAUAGAAAAUGCAAUCAUUGCUCCAAAUGUUUCUGGGGAGUCUUCAAACACAGUAAAAAUGCCCUUAGUUUGAUUUCUGAGAAUAAUUCUCCAGGUAUUGUCAUCCAUCAAGCUGACAGUCAAGAACCUCUUGAUACAGAGGUUAUUGGGGUGAGGGACACAGUGUAAUCAGUAGUGUUUGCACAACAUGCACAUGGCCUGGCUUCCAUCCCAAGCCCUGUAAGCAGGAACUGGGUGUGGUGGCAUGUGCCUGUGAUCCCGGCACUCAGGAGGCAGAGGCAGGAGGAUCAUGAGUUUCAGAAAUAUACCCAGGCUACAAUAGGUUAGAGGGCAACCUGGCCUUCAAGAGACCCAGUCUCAAAACCUAAAACAAAACUACAGAGGUUAGUAUUGUUUAAUAGCUGUUCUGAGACCAUGUGUUUCUGCAAGAGAUGAGGAAGCUCUCCCAGGGAUGUUGAGUUAUGCAGAAAGUGGAGUGCCUCAAACACUAGGGCCAAGAGCUUCACCUCUGUGGAGCUGUAUUUCAAAGCACACAAUUCUCCAGCAAACCAGAACCAAACUAUUGAAGAUGGAAUCAUUUCUCAGAUUAACUUCACAAAUAAGGCAUCAGCAGACUUCAGGAAGAAACAAUCAUCACUCACCAGUCCCUGUUAGGUAUUAUAUCAGCAAAGCAAUGAGUGUGCGAUUUUACAGGUCUAUCCCAUUUCUCAUCAUCAGUAGCCCUGGGUCAUAGCCUCUUCCAUUUAAUUCUCUUUCACACCUUUGGGAAGGAUUUAAAAUGAACCUUCAAAAGGAAAUUAGCAUAACAUAUAGCCAAUACCACAGAUGCCUUUUAAAUUAAUAAGGUUAAUUGUUCUUCAGCUAGCAUAAGUUUGUCUUUGGCAUUUUCAAUAUUUCUCAUUGAUCUGACAUUUUGCUGUUUCAAGCUUUUAAAGGGCUCAAAUCAAAGACUAUUGAUAAUGAGCAAAUAGUGAUGGUCCAGAAAUGUAAAAAUACGUUGUCUGUUUUUUUCAUGAGAAACAAUCACAGACUUAUGAAUUCAUUGGAGGUUUUUACAUUAGCCAUGUAUGAUAUAUGGAAUUGUUUUUCCUCCUGGUCAGGCUAAUUCAAAUGAAGAAACAAUGUUGACUUUUAAAACCUAUUUUCCUUUAAAAGUAUCUUAAAUGUAUUAAGUUUGUAGACACAGCUCGGGGGCCAUGAUCAUCAGGAAAGUAUUCCAUGUCAGAAGCAGAAGACUCAGCCAUGAUUUGGGCCCAUCUGAGUUAUCUUUGAAAGUCUGAUGGAUUUAGGUAGAUCAAACUGACAUUUUCUCACAUUCAUGUUACCCUGUAUUUUUCAUUGGAAAGGAUGUAGAUGAAUAAUUUUCCCCUGAUAAGAAGUUUAAGAGCAUAUCCUUACCAAAUUAAUAGGUAGAAUUCAUCAUAGUUAAUAUGGCACUGGAAUGUUUGUGUGUAUGUUCUUAUAUAUUUUGAGCUGAAUAUCAGAAAGAAUUAGGCAAGUUAAUUGGUGACUUGAACAAGAAAUGGGUCAUAAAAGUCAUAAAUAGUAUUCUUCACAGACAGUAAAGGAGCAUAAACUAUUCAUUUUCCAGUCAUGCUGUAAGACUUGCAUAAUGUACAAGCUACCCAUUGCCCACAGGAGACUUACUGAAUUAAAGAGCUUAUCCAUAAAGGGUUUUCAUAUGAGUCCAUCUUUAACCCAGUGUGAAUGGGACUGAACUCAUAUGCAGAGGGUUUCCACCCACAGCUACAUUAAACACCAUCUAAAACUCACAUCAGCACUGGCUUGAUGUUUGUAUGGUGGAUACAGAGAUAGCUGUGUGCUCCAUCAGUGGUCCUCGUUUGGGAGUAGAUCUUCACCUACAAGUCACAGCAGUUUAUACUGUCAUGUUCUGAUCGCUGCAUGAGGAAGUGCUAAUAACUGUAUUAACUAUCUCCAAGCAUAGUACAAAACCACACGUUUGCUUAACACCCUUCGAUGAUAGAGGAAGUAUAUACUAUGGUUGUCUUCUUGUAGUAUGUCUUUUUAAUUUUGUUCAAUGUGUUAACUGUUUUAAGGAAUGGGAUUUGACAUGUGUGUGCAAACUGAUAUGUACAUAACUCCCGGGGCAAUGCAAGUGCCCCAUCAUACAGUGUAAAAAUGUAAAUAGAGGAAAUUUCAUUUUUCUAAUAAAGAUAAUUUCUGCCAAUUGAUAUGAAAAUGAGAAAUGGAA
Messenger RNA from Meriones unguiculatus (Mongolian gerbil), 14419 nucleotides. RefSeq names its product glutamate ionotropic receptor NMDA type subunit 2A (gene Grin2a). Lineage: Eukaryota; Metazoa; Chordata; Mammalia; Rodentia; Muridae. Gene Ontology annotation, biological process: synaptic transmission, glutamatergic; monoatomic ion transport; excitatory postsynaptic potential. The transcript is spliced from 13 exons. Gene Ontology annotation, molecular function: NMDA glutamate receptor activity; transmitter-gated monoatomic ion channel activity involved in regulation of postsynaptic membrane potential. Bases 258 to 4652 code for a protein of 1464 amino acids. Gene Ontology annotation, cellular component: NMDA selective glutamate receptor complex; postsynaptic membrane; postsynaptic density membrane. The record is from RefSeq and is a predicted model, not a curated record.